UUAAUGUUUUUUAAAAUGUUGUUUGAAUGUUGUGUGAAUGUUUUCCCUGUCCCUGUCUCCCAGGUCUUUUUGCUCCUGUCUCUGCUGGCUCCUGUAGCCGUCCUCUCUCAGGUCUACCUCCCUCAGAACUGUGAUGACAUCUAUCAAUAUGACAACACCAAACCCAGUGGGGUGUACACCAUCUACCCUGGGGGUCCCACCACCCCCUUGCACGUCUACUGUGACAUGAACACGGAUGGAGGGAGGUGGACUGUGUUCCAAAGGAGAAUGGAUGGAACAGAGAACUUUUACAGACCCUGGGCACACUACAAAUCUGGCUUUGGUAAUGUGGCUGGAGAGUACUGGCUGGGUCUGGACAACAUCUUCCUCCUGACGAUGAGGAAGAAGAAUGAGCUGAGAGUGGACAUGGAGGACUUUGAGGGAGGGAAAGUUUAUGCUAAAUACACGUCCUUCUCCAUUGAUCCUGAGAACUACGGAUACACACUGAGACUGGGCACUUAUGUAGACGGAGGGGCAGGGGACUCCUUGUCGUUCAGCAACGGCAUGAAGUUCAGCACCUACGACAAUGAUCAAGAUACCUGGGGAGACCACUGUGCCAGGCGCUACAUGGGUGGAUUCUGGUACGGUGACUGUACGCAUGCUAACCCUAACUCCCUGUACGCCCCACAUCCGGAAACAUCUUUCACUCAUGUGUCUGUUUAUUGGCAGCACUGGAAAGGGGUAGACUACUCUCUGAAAAGCAUUUCCUUUAAGAUCAGGGCUGUCUCUGAUGCUGUGGCUGUCCAGGAGCAGGAGUAACAUAACUGACUCUAUCAGUCCUGACCUAAUGUCACCAUCUCUAAAUGAAUGUGGAGGAGGGGGCACCAGAGCUAGCCAGACAGACACUAACACCUAGAGAAUAAUACGGUCACUACAUCAUCACUGUAACACUAACACCUAGAGAACAAUAUGGUCACUGCAUUAUCACGAUUACACUAACACCUACAGAACAAUAUGGCCACUACAUUAUCACUAUCAUUAUCAUCUUGGAUGUUAAAGUAGUGUUUCAUGUUAUGACAGCACAAUGGGCUCUCUAUCUCUUAUAUGGUCACUAUAUCAUCACUAUUAUUAUCAUCUUGGAUGUUAAAGUAGUGUUUCAUGUUAUAGCAGCACGAUGGGCUCUCUUUCUCUUGAUUCCACUGUUACUUGACUCAAAUAAUAACUAAAGCAUUUCAAAGACAAA
Molecule: messenger RNA, 1222 nt
Organism: Oncorhynchus mykiss (rainbow trout)
Lineage: Eukaryota; Metazoa; Chordata; Actinopteri; Salmoniformes; Salmonidae
Source: RefSeq, a predicted model, not a curated record